Molecule: messenger RNA, 3120 nt
Organism: Volvox carteri f. nagariensis
Lineage: Eukaryota; Viridiplantae; Chlorophyta; Chlorophyceae; Chlamydomonadales; Volvocaceae
Exons: 13
Coding region: 1-3120 (1039 amino acids)
Source: RefSeq, a predicted model, not a curated record
AUGGACCGCCGUUAUAAUCAUACCACCAACAUCGUUCCUAUUAAUCGACCUGCUGGUAAUUUUGAUAAGACUACCACUACUACUACCACUACAUCCACCACUGCGCUGGCACAACCAUCACAACCACCGCAACCUCCGCAACUGCCACAGCGUCCACUCGCCACCACCACCACGACCAUCAGCACGAACCAGCAGCGUGACGUCACGCUUCCGCAGCCAACCGUCAACCUUGACAUCAAACCCGACGCGGACGCACCGGGCCGCACCUCCCCAGUCUCCUUUCCGCUGGGGCCCCUAUCCACGCCGGGAUCUGCAAGCUGUAGCCGGGUCAACAGCCGCAGCUACAGCCCAACGCCGCUGUUACUGGAUUCGGACGGCUCGGCGCAGCUCCGCGAUCCUGCGUUUGCGUACGCACCCGCCGUGCCCGACGACGACCUGGUCCCGAUUUUGGAGGGCGAGCCCCUGACUGACUGCGUCUCUGGACAGCCGCUGACAGCGCCGUCACCGCUGCAGCAGCGCCAGCGGAAGCUGCAGCAGGAGCUGGAGAGCGCUUCCGCCACGUCCGAGCCGUUCCCUUCAACAACUCCCGCCGCGAACAUUGCAUCAAGGACCACGCAACGCCAAACAGUCCCGACGCAGUCGGACGGUUCCGACCCCCCCGGAUACGACCCUCCCCGCGGCGCCGUCAACACCACCUUCCGGAGCGCCCCGCCGUUUCAGGGAGGUGAAGGGGAGGUGCAGCAGGAGGUCGUGACGGUUGCAACCGCAAGCGUUACAGCGUCGUACAUUGUUAGCGAGGAGCAGGCGGCGGAGCUCGAGCAGGCAGCGGAGGAGCUGCUACUGCCCGCCGUCGCCGCCGCUGCCGCCGCCGCCGCUGCCGGCGAGCCGCAGAGCCCCGCCGACCUCGCCGCUACCGCGCUACUGCUGCUGAGCGGUCUGACUGCUACAGCCCCGCCGGAGGAGCAGGAGGAGGAGGAGGAGGACAUCGGUGCCGGCGCCGCCACACUAGGAGGAUUUGCCGACGUCGCUACUGCUUUCCUAGGCGGCGUGGAAAGCUUCAUACCGCCCACGUCGUCAUCCGCACAGGCGCCGUUCGAGUUUGCUACAGCCAAACCUAUCGCCGCGCACCCGCAAGCUACAGCCUCCUCCAUGGUUAGGAGGAAGUCAGCUGGUCCCGGGCCGUCUUCUGUCGCUGCAGUCGCAGGUACCCCCCCGGCAGGUACCCCCCCGGCAACCACUACUGCCCCCAUGUCUGGCGUCAGCCACCCGGAAUGGCACGACUACUCGGCCCUGCCGCCACGUUACAAGACGACUGUGGAGGCCGUGCGUAGCCUGGCGGCGGCCAGGCUGAUGGAGCAGCACUGGGACGCCGCCGAGCACCUUGACGUGGAGGUUACCUGGGAUGCACCGCCCAUCUACCUGCAGGGCCGCGACCCCAUGCGAGUGGCUGUGUGGUUAGCCAAGUGGGCGGCAGUCGUGCAGCUGGAGCCCUGGAUGGCGCGAUGGUCCGAGCUGGACUCGAAGCGUACUCGGCUGGACUUGCUUGUUGAGGCCCGGGUGAGGCCGCACCGCCCCUGGUGGCUGCCGGCGUCGUGGCUGUUGCCUAAACAAGUCACACUCAAGGCCACCCUCAAGCUGCGCAUCAGCAAGGGCCCCGCCGAGGACGGCUCCGCGGACGUCGUCACCCUCAUCGACGGCUCCAUCCACAACGCGCCCAAGCUGCCCAUGCCGGCCGUGUGGUCGCCGUUGGUGGGCCUCUUGGGAGAUCCGUCGUACCGCGACCGCGCCGAGGAACAUCCCUCCGUCGUACAGAAGGCCACCAUCGCCGCGCAGCAGGCGGCGGCUGCAGCCGCCGAGCGCACGCACGAAGCGGUGACGUCGACCGUGGGAAGCGCCAAGGCGAAGGUGGAAUCCGCGGCGGAGGGCGCUGCUGGCGCGGCGGAUCGCAUGGCGGAUGCCGCAGCAGCGGCCGCUGGCAGCGGCGCCGGCGGUGGCGUGCUGGGGGGUGCGAAGCGUGUGGCGCAUGAGGCGGCGGAGGCGGUACGGGGUGCCGUACACGAGGUCGCAGACACGGUCAAGGGCGGCGUGUCUGCGGGCGCCGAGAAGACACAGGGCCACGGUCGUGGUCAUGGUCAUGCGGAGUGGAAGGACUACCGACACUUGCACCCGCGAUACCGGGCGAGUGUGGAGGCGCUGAUGUCUCUUGCCAAGGCCCGCCAGAUGUCGGAUCACCGCCGCCCCGCUGAGCACAUGGACCUGGAGAUCACGGUGGACUCGCCCUUCAUGCACCUGCAGGGUCGCGAGAACCUCCGAGUGGCCGAGUACAUGGCCAAGUGGGUCCUAGCGGAUGUAGAGGUCAAGCCGCUCAUGUUCAAGGUUCGCGAGCUGGAUGAGAAGCGCACCCGCCUGCAGGUGCUGCUGGAGGUGCACCUGGCCCCGCACCGGCCCUUGUGGGCCCCGGCCACCUGGCUACUGCCCAAGGUGGUGGUGCUGGAGGCCGACUACCACCUGCGCAUCAGCAAGGGUCCGGAGGCGGACGGCUCCUCCGACGUCAUCACCGCAGUGGACGGCAAGCUGCUCAACCUGGGCAAGGCACCGCUGCCCCUGCGUCUCCUGCUAGGCGCCGCCCUGGGCUACCUUCCCGCCGCUACGGAGACCUUCUGGUCGCCCUUCGUGGGCCUCCUGGGAGAUCCGUCGUACCGCGUGGAGGCGUCGGUGGCGGCCGCGGAGGCCGGCGGCGGCGGCGGACUGGUUGGGAAGGCUAAGGCCGCUGCCUCUGCUGUGGUGGAGAAGGCGCAGGAGACUGUGGCGUCCGCCACCGGCGGGGAGGGCGGAGGAGGCGCGCUGGCGGCGGCUGCCGCCAGGGCGGCGGACCAGGUGCAGGGCGCUGCGGCCGGUGCCGUACCUGCGGUGGCCGCCGCGGCAGAUAAAACCGCCGGCGCCGUGGACGCGACGGCUCAACAGGUUGGCAACGGAGGCGUUAAGGCCAAGGCGGUGGAAGCGGUACGGACUGCCGUACACGACGUCGCCGGUGCGGUUAAGGGCGGCGUGGCGGCGGGCGCCGAGAAGGUGACGGAGGCGGCGGGCCGAGCCAAAAAGGCAGUGACGGGACAGGCCUGA